GGGGGAAAAAAACACUCCGAGGCAGAGAAUGAACGACAAAAAAAGAACAAGUGAGAGGUGGGGAGAGGGACAGAGAAAGAGAGGGGGGAGCGCAGGAGAGGUGGAAGGAGGCCCGUAGUGGGUGUGCAGGCAACAGGCACCAGAGUUGAGGAGAAGGAGAGGGAGAGGGAGAGAGAGAGGCAGAGGGAGAGAGAAGUCAGGAAAGUCCUACUACCGGAGCAGCGGGGAGCGGGAGAAAAAGAAAGGAGGAAAAAAAAAGAAAACAAAAGGAGAGAAGAAGGAAACAGGAGUAAGGAGGAAGAGGGGGGAGGUGAGUGGUGCCAGAGCAGAGGGAGGUUAUAGGGAGGGAAAGAACGAGUGAGCAGCCGAAAAAGAGAAACAGGCAGAGGGAGAGGGAGGGAGAGAGAGAAGGAAAACAAGCCUGAAAGAAGGGGGGAAGUAAGAGAGCAGGGGUGGAUGAGUAAAACAGGCCGUGUGAAUGGGCCAGGAGUGCGGGGCGCAGGAGGGUGGAGGAAGCUGCUACUCCCGCUCCCUCUCCUCAUGCUCCGCCUGCCUCGGCUUCGGCUCCUGCUGCCGCCACUACCGCCACCGUCAUCGCCGCCGUCACUCAUUUCCUAAUUCGAAACGGACGCCACCGCCGGGCUGAGCAGCAGGACCUCCGCGCGCCUCCUCCUCCUCUCCCGGCAUGCACUCCCCUCCGACCUCCUCCUCCUCCACCUCCUCCUCGUUGCCCGACAGCAGCAGCGGCGCAGGAAGGCGACCAGGCCCAGGGAGGAGACCCGGGCCAGGGUCGGCCUACGCAGUGCCGCUCCAGCUCCACCCGGCCGCCGUCACCAAAGCCGGCGCCACAGCUGCGGGAGUGCCGUCUGGGCAUUGCUACUGCCACCUCUGCACCCACAAUGGGCCAUCUCACACCUCCAAAGCUGCUCAUGCGGCCGCUGCUGCCAGAGUGGCCAGCCCAGGUCACGGUCUUGACUUCCACUACGGGGGCCCUCGCUCCCAGGCCCCACCAGAGGACGAGGUGGUCGUAGCGGCAGGAAGAGAAGCGAAAGGGCUGGAUGGUCCCCAGAGCAGGAGAUCGUUCCCCACACACAGGCAGGGCAGGAGGAGGGAGAGCAGGGAGGAAGGGCUGGAGAGGAACGGAGUCCUCCAUGGAUCAGGAGGAGGUGGAGGAGGUGUCAGCAGUGGCCAUGGAGGAGGAGGAGGGGGAGGUGGUAGCAGCGGUGGCAGCAAUGGCACCCACGCACCACCACCCAGGAACCCAGCAGGCAGGAGGGUGGAUUUCUACCUGGGGCCUCCCAACCACUGCCCUGUGUUGGGGGACUGCACGCCUGCCUUCCCCCGCGAGUGGGACCCCUGCUACUCCUCCAGCAGCCCUCAGAGGUGGCACUGGCCACCAGCCGUGCAGCCCUGCCGGGAGCACUAUGCCUGCUCGAGAGACGCCGGACGAUCGGACUGGGACAGGUCGCCUCUCACUCCACCGGGACCACCACCGAUGGCACCGAUGGCACCGAUGGCACCGAUGCCACAUCCAUGCUGCUACCCACCGGACAGACCGAACCAUCACGUUGGCAUUGGUCACGGGCCACACCAACACCAACACCCGUCAGAGUACAGGGGUCACCUGGGGCAUGGGGACGUCAUACAUGGCAGUGGAGGUGGUUGUGGCGGUUGUGCGGGACUUGAGGAGCCGUGCUGGGAGUGUGUGCGCGACCAGUACCUGAGGGACAGACACCUGAGGCCUGAGCUCAUUGCCGCAGAGCCUGCCGCGUGCAGCUUUAACGGCCUGCACCAUCAGCAGCACCCUCAGCCACAGCACCACCAAGCGCACACGCAGCAGCACCACCAUCAGCCACAACACCAGCAGCAGCCCCCUCUCAGUCCCGUGAUCUCCUACGGUCACAUGGCAGCCUACGCCCACCCGAGCCUGAGCAGGCAGACCAGCCCCGAGCAUGGCACCUGCAACGGGCCACUGCCGGGCCAAAGGACGUUCUUCCCCACCGAGGUUUCCCCGUCCAAGUUGCGGGUUGCCGAGGACCACGGUCCUCCCUGCAGGCCCAAGAUGGUGAACGGUCACCAGACUCUCCGUAGGGACCCGGAAUCGUCGUCGUCGUUGUCGCUGUCGGACAGGCGAAAGGGGGGGAAGGGGAGUAGUACAUUGACGGGACAGGUGGAUGAUCAGCAGACACCGAGUCAUGGGACCCCGACGCCGUCAACGGCGUUGGUGGCAGAUCAGAAGAGCCAAUCGACCGUAAGGGAGGAGAUUCGCAAGGUGGUGGGAAGCCUGGAGGAGGUACUGGGAGGCCUCAAGCAGGUCCACCAGGAGAUGAGAGAGGUCGUGCAGCAGAUUGACGUCUUGACCUCUAGCAUUGACGUCGGCAUCGACGGCGCCGAGGAGAAGUCUCACAGCAGGCAGCCUUCCCAUGAGCUUCUCUUCCGGCAGCCUUCCCAUGAGCCUCUGCUCCGGCAGCCUUCCCAUGAGCCUCUGCACCAUCCUCAGCAGCAGCUGCCGCCCAUGUGCCAGGAGGUGAAGGCCCUUGUCCACCGGCCGCCCGACACUCUACACCUCCAGCAUCUCCACCACCACCGCCGCCGCCAGGACCCUCCGCAGCCACAGGUGCAAGGCAUCAACGGUCACCACACACCCACGUCUACUACCCCCACCUCCACCCCCACGGCGAUUAACACCACCACCGCUACAGCCACCACCCCCUCCUCCUCCUCCACCACCUCCUCUUCAAAGCUCUCCGCCACCUGCCACCCUCCCGUCAUCCGGAGGGGGGGACACGCGACCUCCACCGCAGCAUCAGCGGGCGACUUGCUGAGGGUUAAGGCCCUGGGACCAAGCCAGAGAACAGGCACAUCUCUGGGCUCGGGAGGCCACGAGGUGGCCAGGGACAGAGAUAGAGAUAGAGACAGGGAGCGGCCCAAGAUGAACGGCAACUGCGUGGCUGCAUGGCCGCCCCGCGACAGGGUCAAGGAUGCCCAGCGACGACGGCUGGAGCUGACGUCCAUCCCGCUGGCGUCCAUUCCACCGUCCGCUCCCGCCACGUCCCAUCCGGCACUGCCCCUGCCCCUGCCCGCCAAUGGCAACGCCGAUGGUGGUGGACAUUAUGUGGAGAACCACAAGCCCCCGCCCUACCCCACCAACCACCAACCCAACGGCCGGCUGGACACUCUCCACAAGGACCAUGAGGCCUUGCUACCCCCCCUGCGGCCUGCUGCCCUUGUGGGGAAGAGCCGGCAGGUCUCCACGGCGGUAUGAGGUGGCAAUGGGAGGGGACCACGGGUGGGGGUGGGUCAGUUUGGCUGGUAGAAAAGACCAACUCACUAGCCACUUUGACCCAUUAGUGAAUGGGGCGAGUUGGGGAUUAGCAGGUGAAGGUGGGGAGGUCUGGAGGAUGGAAAGGGGGAGGGAGUUGUCCUCCCACCCACCUGGUUGCCAUGGACACGACUGGGCGGUGGCUUUACCUGUCUGCACGUACUGUGAGGGGACGUCCCUAGACACAUCCACGUGUCUGGGUAACUCAGGGUGAGUUGUGCUGACCUGACGUACUGGUACUGUAUGUGCGUGUGUUGCAUUGCGUGCUGUGUCUUGCUCUAGAUUUCAAGAUCUUUUGAUUCUGACGAAAGGUUGCUAAUAUCUUGGGGUGGGUAAUCCAGCUUAGCAAUGGAGAAAAACUAGGCUACACCACAUAGUUCUUCUACCCACCACACACAUUCUUCUACACAUAAUUUCAGAUAAAAAAUUUAAAAAAAACUUGCAGGACUUUUCUCCUUUGUGGAGCUAGAGAUACCCACCUCAGAUUAAUGUUUAAGCUUUUUGUACCCUUUACUUGCUUCUUGCUCCUCAAGAAAUACGCUGAUAAGGCGAUUGUUGUGCGGCGCAGUGUUUCAGCCCCAAUUUUUCUUUUCCUGCACACUCAGUGUAGUGUUCAAACACUCCCAAGUUCUUUUGUUUUGUUUUUCAGGCAACAACUCCCACACGCUGGACAGGUAGCGAAGAGUAAAAGUAGCAAUUUGUUGAGCCUGGUGAAAAUAGCAUGUCAGGAAAAAAAUAGACCACUGCGUAGCUACUGUGUCUUUAAAAGCACGGCUGCUGCAUUAAGCCAUGGUGCCGAAAGAAAAGGAUAUUGUAUUCACAUUAUUCUCUGACCAGAGACGGCCUCAGAUCCUCUUACGGGCCACUUGCUCUGCGGAAUAGCGGAGGAAUGCUGCAACCUCACGUCUAAUGAGCUUUACAACCCAUGCCAUGACACAUGGGGAGGGACUGCUUAGCCGGCUAACUUGUGCUUUUUGCGCUUUUUCACGGUCGAAAAAGUACCUGGGGGGGGGAAAAAAGGUUGGUGCAGCAGCAGCUUUAUUCUUAUAACUUGGCAGGACAAUAUUAUAUAAGCGCUCAGCUCCACCCGUUCGUUCCCCCUGAAUUGGGAUGUACUGUACUGUACACAGGGCUGAUGACAGCUUAUGCCGGGCCCAGGGCAAAGUCACCUGAAAGGGGCCUACACCCUGUACAUACAAUGUAAAUGAAAACCCUAUUUUGGGCCCCUUCUCCCCUGGGCCUAGGACAACUGACCCGUGUGUCCCACCCGUCCCCUUCGGCUUCCCUGACUGUACCUGUAGACGGAGUUUAAUCUCAAGUCGGGACACUUUUCAGUCUCACUCUGCUGCUGUCACAUGUGCUCUCCACUCGUAUGCACUUAUUGCAGGCUGGUCACGGGGACGGAGACGGGGACAGGGGUGUAGUAAGACACACUACAGCACAGACUCUGCCCCUCUGCCAUCCAGCUCCAGAGGGUAAAUGUGGACCGUUCACAGGGAGGGAGGGACUAACUUGGUCCCUGAUUCACUGGCGAUCCACUGGAUCAUUGCAUUACCAGCAGAGUCGAGACCACCCUUUUUCUUACCCCACUGCUAAAACAACAUAAAAUAAAAUAAAAUAAAAUAAAAAAA
Molecule: messenger RNA, 4953 nt
Organism: Engraulis encrasicolus (European anchovy)
Lineage: Eukaryota; Metazoa; Chordata; Actinopteri; Clupeiformes; Engraulidae
Exons: 2
Coding region: 686-3265 (859 amino acids)
Biological process (GO): positive regulation of cell size; positive regulation of translation
Source: RefSeq, a predicted model, not a curated record